Messenger RNA from Ochotona curzoniae (black-lipped pika), 1163 nucleotides. It is a transcript of the gene ANKRD49, whose product is annotated as ankyrin repeat domain 49. The transcript has 3 exons. Bases 154 to 870 code for a protein of 238 amino acids. Lineage: Eukaryota; Metazoa; Chordata; Mammalia; Lagomorpha; Ochotonidae. The record is from RefSeq and is a predicted model, not a curated record. Gene Ontology annotation, molecular function: protein binding.
GGGCUGGUGUCCCUCCGUCCCACUCGCGUGCAGACUGUAAUACCAGUUUCCCCACGACGUCGUCCCCGAGCUCAGCGCACCUGCGAUGUGCUGACAACAGUAACUCAACGGAAGAAUCUUGGCGUUUGAAAUGGCUUUUGAGUACCAGUAAACAUGGAAAAGGCUGAUGUAGAAGGUGAUGAGACUCCAGACCCAGAGCAUCCCUUUGAUUUUCCCGAACACUUUAACCAACUUGAAUUAUUGGAAACACAUAGACACCUCAUUCCUACUGGCGCUCACAGUCUCUGGGUGGGCAAUUCUGACGACGAAGAAGAGCAAGAGGAAAGCGAAGAGUGGUAUCAACAACAAGAAAAAUCAAUGGAAAAUGAUCCAGGCAAAUUGCUUCUUUGGGCUGCUGAAAAAAAUCGGCUUUCUACAGUGCAGAGAAUACUGUCUGAGAAGGCCAGUCUUGUGAACAGCAGGGAUGAAGAUCAGUACACGCCGCUCCAUCGAGCAGCCUACGGCGGGCACCUGGACAUUGCUCGUGAGCUGAUUGCACACGGAGCAGAUGUGCACGCGGUCACUGUGGAUGGCUGGACACCCUUGCACAGCGCUUGUAAGUGGAAUAAUGCCAGCGUGGCUUCUUUCUUACUUCAGCACGACGCGGAUAUCAAUGCCCAAACAAAAGGCCUCUUAACCCCCUUGCAUCUUGCUGCUGGAAACAAAGACAGCAGAGACACACUUGAACUCCUCCUGAUGAACCGUUACAUCGAGCCAGGCCUGAAAAACAACCUGGAGGAAACCGCAUUUGAUAUCGCCAAGAGGUCAAGUAUCUACCACUACCUCUUUGAAGUCGUGGAAGGCUGCACAAAUUCUUCACCUCGGUCUUAAGGGUCUAGUAAUGUUCCUAAGUGUCUAAGUGGUAGUGCCUCCUUUGUGUGAAAUGUAAAGUGUUCCCCUAAUGCAAACUUGGCAUCAAAUGUCUUACUGAAAGACACUUUUGUGUUCGUCAAAGUGAAUUGCCUGAUCUUGAUGUCAAAACAUAUUGGCGGGUUGGAUUUCUGUGGCAUUUAUAAUUUUUCUCACAGUUUCAAUGUAACUAUACUUAUGAAUUUGACACAGGUUGUACAGAAACAAAAGCUAUUUUGGUGCUGAUCUAAGAAAUAUAUUUUUUAUGUAUCUCA